This is a messenger RNA of Pararge aegeria (speckled wood butterfly), 5695 nucleotides long. It is a transcript of the gene crb, whose product is annotated as protein crumbs-like. Gene Ontology annotation, cellular component: plasma membrane; protein-containing complex. The record is from RefSeq and is a predicted model, not a curated record. Lineage: Eukaryota; Metazoa; Arthropoda; Insecta; Lepidoptera; Nymphalidae. Gene Ontology annotation, molecular function: calcium ion binding. Gene Ontology annotation, biological process: heterophilic cell-cell adhesion; establishment or maintenance of epithelial cell apical/basal polarity.
UGGACGUUGGGUGGUGAUAGGACAUGCCCAUUUUUAAAUAUUAUUUUCGUGACAUAUUUUAAUUUCUUUGUGAGGUUCGUUUUAAUUUAAUUAGAGUUUCCGUUCCAAAUAUAGUGAAAUAUGAAUUUUUAAAAGUUAAAGUGUUUAUUUGAGUUAGAUGUAUUAGUAUUGUGUGUGUUUUGUUGAUUAUUUCAACAUUAUGAAGGUGGAUGUGAACGUUUGGAGGCGACGCGCCGCGUUGAAUAUCUCAGGCUGCCUGGCUCUGCUGCUGGGCGCGGCGGCGUGGGCGGGCGCGGAGGCGGCCGGGCCUCUGGGCCCCUCCGAGAGGCCCGAGGCGUACUUCAACGGCUCCACCUACAUCCGCCUCGCACAGCCCUUCUCGCUCAAACAGCUCGUCGGGCUCAGCUUCAGGACUUGCGUUGGCGGCGAGCUGUUCUCGCAGCGGUUCGAAGGCUACACGCUGUACGUGACGGCGUUGUACGAGCAGGUGGUGGUGUCGUGGGCGCGGCCGGGGCAGGCGGCGCGCGACGUGGCGCUGGGCAAGGCCACGCUGGACAACCGCUGGCACUGGGUGGCGCUGCGCUACCGCCCCAACCCGCCCUCGCUGCUGCUCGAGGUCGAUAAGGACACACAGGUGAUAUCGAACGUGACGUGGAACCCCGAGCUGCUGAGCCCGGGCGCGCUGGAGGCGGGCGGCGCCGUGGUGCUGGUGGGCAACCUGUUCAGCGGCUGCGUGCUCGAGGGCCCGCAGCUGGAGUUCCACGCCGCGCACGUGCUGCAGGCCAGCGCGCGGUUCGCGCCCUGCCCGCUCACCACCGACGAAUGUAAAGACAGAAAAGACGUUCUAAGAAUACCACCCAAGGAUUACUGUUAUAACGAGCCAUGUUUGAGGCACGGCACCUGCAUAUCUAGACAUGACAAAUAUGAAUGCCACUGCACGGCAAGGUAUACGGGAAAUAACUGCGAAGUGGAUGCAGGCGACCCUUGUGCGUCUCAGCCCUGUCAGAACGAUGCGCGCUGCGUCGAGGACUCGCGGGGGGACUAUACGUGCAUUUGUCCCUUGCACUAUCAUGGCACGUACUGUGAGCUGGAAGAGUCGCUGGACCCGCAGUGCGUGGCGCAGCCGUGCCGCAACAACGGCAGCUGCAGUGUGCCGCUUGGCGCCGACGAGUAUGUGUGCGACUGUCCGCCGGGCUACGCCGGCCGCAACUGCGAGACGGAUCUCGACGAGUGCGAGAGCGGCGCCUGCCUGAACGGCGGCCGCUGCGUCGACGCCGUCAACAACUUCACCUGCGACUGCGACGGCACGGGCUACACGGGCGCGCGCUGCGAGACCAACGUGGACGAGUGCGAGGAGGAGCGCGGCAUCUGCGGCCACGGCGCCUGCUACGACACGUACGGCGGCUUCGUGUGCGCCUGCCUGCCCGGCUACACCGGCGAGCGCUGCCACAAGAUGUCCGCGUGCGCGUCGGGCCCGUGCGGCGUGGGCGGCGCCUGCGUGGAGGAGAACAACGGUGCGGGCUUCCGCUGCGUGUGCGCGCGCGGCCUGGCGCCGCCGCUGUGCGCGCCCGCCACGCCGCCGCCCGCCGUCGCCGCGCCCGCGCCGCCCGCCACGCCGGCCGCGUGCGCCGACCUGGCGUGCCCGCCGCGCUCGCACUGCCGCGCCGGAGUGCCCGGAAUGGUGGCCGGAGUGAUGGUAUCCAAGCAAGUGCUGUGCGUCUGCGAUCUCGGAUAUUAUGGCGCGCCGGGCCUGGCGCCCAACUGCACCAGCGCGGAGCAGGCGUGCGAGGUGGGCGUGUGCCUCAACGGCGGCACGUGCCUCAGCGGCACCGACCACUUCAACUGCACCUGCGUGCCGCCCUACAAGGGUGCGUACUGCGAGCUGGGCCCGGCCGGCAAGGCGCUGGCGGAGCGCUGUGCGGCCUCGCCCUGCCUGCACGCCGUGUCGUGCCGCGACCACGCCAAGGGUUUCCACUGCGAGUGCGAGGCGGGCUGGGCGGGCGCGCGGUGCGACUCGCCCGCCGCCGGCGCCGACGACUGCGGCGGCGGCUGCCUCAACGGCGGCACCUGCCGCGCCGACGCGUGCGACUGCCGCCCGGGCUUCGGCGGCGCACAGUGCGAGCUGCCGCUCGACUGCCGCUCCGCCGCCGCGCCGUGCCCGCCCAAACAGGAGUGCGUGGAGCAGGGCGGCGCGUGGCGCUGUGCGGCGGCCGCGGCGCACUCGGCGUGCGCGUCGUCGCCGUGCCAUAACGGCUCGUGCCUCGCGCUGGACUCGGGCCUGUUCCGCUGCCAGUGCGCGCCCGGCUACAGCGGAAGACUCUGCGAGUUUGACGUCGACGAAUGUGUGCUAAUGCCAAAUAUAUGUAUUCAUGGACUGUGCAUCAAUGGGCAAGGAUCCUACCAGUGUUACUGCAAACCAGGUUACACUGGUGACAGUUGCGAUCAAGACAUCGAUGAAUGUUUGUCAUCACCCUGUAAGAACGGCGGCACUUGCCAAAACUUGGAAAACAACUACGAGUGCACCUGCAUUGAGGGAUUCGAAGGCAAGGAUUGUUCAACAAACAUCAACGAGUGCGCCAGCAAUCCGUGCUCAGCGGGCUCCACGUGCGUGGACGGCAUCGCGAGCUACAAGUGCGUCUGCCAAGAGGGCCUCAGCGGGCCGCAUUGCGAGAUUAACAUCGAUGACUGUGAAUCGCAGCCGUGCGCGCAUGGCGGGCGCUGCACGGACGCGCUCAACGGCUACGCGUGUGACUGCGCGGGCACGGGCUACACGGGCGCGUCCUGCGAGCUCAACAUCGACGAGUGCGCCUCGCAGCCGUGUCGCAACGGCGGCUCCUGCUUCGACGACGUCAACGACUACCGCUGCGCCUGCUACGCGGCCUUCACGGGCAAGAACUGCGAGACGGACGUGGACGAGUGCGAGAGCUCGCCGUGCAAGUUCGGCGGCGUGUGUCUGCAGCGCAGCAACGCCAGCCUGUACGCGCGCGCCGGCGCCGCGCCGCCCGUGGGCCCGCAGCCGCACAUGUUGCUGCCCGACCACUUCUACCAGCCCUUCUCCCUGGAGAACGCCAGCGGGUACGAGUGCGUGUGCGUGGCGGGCACGACGGGCGCGCGCUGCGAGGUGAACGUGGACGAGUGCGCGUCGUCGCCGUGCCGCCACGGCAAGUGCGUGGACGGCGUGGGCGACUACGAGUGCGAGUGCUUCGCGGGCUACGAGGGCACGCACUGCCAGGACGACAUCAACGAGUGCCUCAGGUACACGCCAUGCGAGCACGGGCGCUGCGACGACCGGCGCGCCUCGUACUACUGCUUCUGCGAGCUGGGCUGGGGCGGCCAGAACUGCUCGGUGGUGCUGGAGGGCUGCCGCGGGGAGCCGUGCCGCAACAACGGCACCUGCCUGCCGUGGCUCGUCAACGAGAACGACCACCGGUUCAACUGCUCCUGCGCGCCCGGCUACUACGGCACCACUUGCGAGAAGAUAACAACAAUGUCGCUGGAAAAGAGCAGCUACGCGGAAGUGAACACGUCCCGCGAGGAAGGCUACGACAUCUCCUUCCGCUUCAAGACCACGCUGGACAGCGGGCUGCUGGCCAUGGGUCGCGGCUUCACCUACUUCUUCCUGGAACUGUCCAGGGGCCGGCUCAACCUGCACUCCAGCCUUCUCAACAAGUGGGAGGGCGUGUUCAUCGGCUCCAACCUCAAUGACAGCAAUUGGCAGAAAGUGUUCGUAACAAUCAACUCGUCGCACGUGGUGCUGGCCGCUAACGAGGAGCAGACCAUCUACCCCAUCAGCCAGAACGAGGCCUUCAACGCGUCCGUCACCUCCUUCGCCUCCACCCGCCUCGGCACGGCGGGCUCGUCGUACGCCACGCUGACCCACGGACCCAACUUCUUCAUCGGCUGCUUCCAGGACGUGGUUGUUAAUGGCCAAUGGGUUCUGCCGGAAGAUUCAAACGCGACUGCUGUAGAAAGCCGCACUGAACGAUCCGGGUCGGAGGAAGAAGAUCCCGGCUCUGGGUCGGAGGACGGCGAGAGGGUGGCUCAGGCGGUGUUGCGCGGCGUGCUGGCCGCUUGUCCCCGCACCCCGCAGUGCGAGCCCAACCCCUGCCUGUCCGGCGGAGUGUGCAAGGACCACUGGACCUCCUUCCAGUGCACGUGUCCGCGCCCGCAUUUAGGAGACAGAUGCCAGUACAACUACACGGCGGCCACGUUCGGGCAGGAGUCGGCCAAGCCGCGCUCGGUGGUGACGGUGCAGGUGUCGGAGGCGGCGCGGCGCGCGGUGCUGGCGGCGCUGGACAUCUCCAUGUUCAUCCGCACGCGCAAGCCCACCGGACAGAUCUUCUACCUCGGCUCGCUGCCCAAGUACGGUCAAACGGAGGAAACGCUCGUAGGAGCAUCACUCAAAGCCGGCGAGCUUCUCGUGCACCUUCGCUUCAAUCAGACGCCGGAGGACUACACCGUGGGAGGGACUCGUCUGGACAAUGGGCUGCUCUACCUCAUAGAGGUCGUGAGGAACUCCACGCUGGUGCAAGUCAAGUUGAACGGCACGGAGUACUUCCGGAAGUCGAUAUCGGCCGCCAAACAACUGGACGCGCAGGUGCUGUACUUGGGCGGACCGCCGCCGCCGCCGGCGCCGCUGCCGCCCGGCGCGCAGGGUGCGGACAACGCCACCACGCCCGCCCCCGCGCCCUUGCCCGAACCCGACGACGAUGACUACUUUAAAGGCGUCAUACAGGACGUGCAGGUGUCCAACGGGCUGGACGUGGCCGUGGUGCAGUUCUUCCCGCUGCAGGCGGCCGGGCUGCGCGUGCCGGCGCCCUUCGGCGAGGUGUCGCUGGACCCGGCGGGCGUGCUGCGCGGCGAGGUGUCGGACGACGUGUGCGCGUCGCAGCCGUGCCUCAACAACGCCACCUGCGCGCUCACGUGGAACGACUACACGUGCGCGUGUCCGCGCGGCUACAAGGGCAAGCAGUGCGGCGAGGUGGAGUUCUGCCAGCUGCAGGGCUGCCCGCUCAACUCCCACUGCCGGAACCUCGACCGAGGGUACGAGUGCGUGUCAAACGCGACCUUCGACGGCUUGAACACCACUCUGAGCUACCGCCUGCGCGUCCCGCGCGCCACCGCGCUGGCCGCCGACCCGUUGGAGCCGCACGAUCUACCCGACUCGCUCACCAUCACCUACAGGAGCAAAGUGGGCGGCACGUUGUUCCGCGCGGAGGCGGAGGGCGCCGUGUUCAGCGUGGGGCUGUACAAGGGGCAGGUGGGCGUGCAGUGGCGCCUGCGCGGGCUGCCGGCGCAGCGGCGCAUGCGCGCGCGCCGGCCGCACCAGCGCUGGGCCACGCUGCGCCUCGUGCUGGCCGACGGCCGCAUCACGGGCUCAUUCGUCGACGCCGACGGGCAGGAGGAAGUGGGCCUGUCGGACGACAUCGACGUGGCGGCGUGGCAGAAGCUGGUCACGGAGGGCACCAUCACGCUGGGCGGCUGCGCCCGCCCGGGCCCGCCGGCGCCCGCCGUGCCACCGCCGACACCACCACCCCUAUGGAGAACUCCACGGAUCCCAGCGUGUUGGAAUAUUCCGAAGACGAAUUGAUAGAUGACAACCUGGCUGGAGAGUAUUUCAAAGGCUGCCUGGGCGCCGUGCACGUGGGCUCGCUGCUGCUGCCGUUCUUCACGGAGCAGGUGCUGUUCGUGGGCG